Molecule: messenger RNA, 1062 nt
Organism: Paracoccidioides lutzii Pb01
Product: methyltransferase
Exons: 2
Coding region: 1-1062 (353 amino acids)
Molecular function (GO): methyltransferase activity
Source: RefSeq, a predicted model, not a curated record
AUGGACCUUUCCACCCUCACCGAUCUCGCACCACAAAGGCAGACCCAUAGAAAAGGCGCCUUCCCCUCUCCACAACAUGAAACACUCGGAAAUGUUACUUCUGCACACAUGGAUCAGAACCCGAACGGGAAUGCCAGCUACGAGGAGAACGGACGGCAGUAUCACGAGUUUCGCCGAGGUAUAUAUAUGUAUCCGUGCGAUGAGGCAGAGCAGGAUCGCUUGGAUAUUUUCCAUAGAAUGCUUUUAGCGGCUCGUAGGACUCUGCAUUCUGUUCCAAUCAGCAAUGCCUUACCGCCCAUGAGCAAUUUAAGGAGUGGCCCGCCAAUAGCUGUCGAUCAAGGCCCUCGAAUACUAGAUCUUGGCUGUGGAACGGGAAUAUGGGCAUUGGAUAUGGCCGCUCAAUACCCGCAUGCGUACGUUCUAGGAAUAGACCUAACUGCGAUGCAGCCUCGUGAGCGUCCGCCGAAUUGUAACUUUCUGGCCCCUCGAGAUUUCGAGAGUCCUUGGAGUUUUGGGGAGGAGCCAUGGGAUAUGAUUCAUCUCCAGAUGGGCUGUGGAAGUGUGUCGAAUUGGCCUAGUUUAUACCAGAAGGUUAUACAGCACCUUCGUCCUGGGACUGGAUAUUUCGAACAGGUGGAAGUCGACUUUGAACCGCGUUGCCAUGACGGGCUUCCUCCUGACCAGCCACUUACUCGAUGGUACAAAAACCUAAAAGACGCAACAAAUGAGGCGAACCGACCGAUCGCACAUAACCGCAGCACCACCCAUAUGUUGAAAGAAGCAGGCUUUGUGGACACGAAGCACGAUAUGGUUGGCCUACCGCUGAACACGUGGCCCGAUGAUAAGUACGAAAAAGACGUUGGGAAAUGGCAUAGUUUUGCCUUCUCGAAGAGCAUAUAUGCUCUCAUUUUGGCCCCUCUCUUCCGUGUAAAACAUUGGACGGUCGAAGAAAUAGAUUCUUUAGCCCAAGAAGUAAGAACACAGUUGUUUGAUAAACAGCACCGGAUGUACAAUCUCUUGCAUGUAUAUACUGCCAGGCGGCCAGACAACCCAGUCCGAUAA